Mesitornis unicolor (brown roatelo) is the source of this 2367-nucleotide messenger RNA. RefSeq names its product G protein-coupled receptor 126 (gene ADGRG6). The transcript is spliced from 16 exons. NCBI's taxonomy places the organism in Eukaryota, Metazoa, Chordata, Aves, Mesitornithiformes, Mesitornithidae. Gene Ontology annotation, biological process: heart trabecula formation; cell surface receptor signaling pathway; myelination in peripheral nervous system. The annotation marks the transcript as partial. Gene Ontology annotation, molecular function: G protein-coupled receptor activity; laminin binding. The record is from RefSeq and is a predicted model, not a curated record. Gene Ontology annotation, cellular component: membrane.
UUUUGAAGUUUUGGCUCUUCUGGUUUAUAAUUCUACCAACAACAUCAAUUUAGAAGAGGAAGAGAUCCGACAGAAGCUCAUAAAUAAUAAUGGGACCAUGGAAGGAGGUUAUAAGCUUCAUACUGUGGAUGUUGAUCCAGUGGAAAAAUGUUUAGCUGAAGAAAACCCUCCAAACUAUUUUUGGCCAGAUACCAGACCAACUGUGACCAACUUCACAUUUUGCCACGGGAGCUCAGUUCAGACUGCAUCAAGAACCUGCUAUUUGGGUCUGCAGAAUUAUACAUCAUACUGGGGCCAGCCUGAUCUUAGAAAUUGCACAGAAAAUGCAGCUGAUAUAGCUAAUCAGCUUCUGAAUCUCACUGGUGAAGGGCAGCAGCUAACCUCAGACAAAGUAAAUGAUGUUGUGCAAAAGCUCAAAAAAAUUGUGAAUGAUGAAGAAAUUGAUGAAUCUCUGGGUUCUACUGUGGUGACAAUUUUUUCCAAUAUUCUAACCAGUUCAGACAGUGUACUGGCAGCAUCAUCUUCAGAAGCUCUAAAAACUAUUGAUGCCUUGGCUUUAAAGAUCCAGUUCACUGGACCAUCCAUGAGUAUCUCAACACGAAACCUUGCACUUGGAGUGUCUUCUAUAAACUCAACUUCAUUCAGAGGUGGUUCUUUCAGUGUCAGUCCACAGAAUAAUGCAUCUGAUUUCCAGAUAGAUUUUGACAAGGAUCAGACAAAUGGCUUCGCUUCUGUUGUUCUGCCACCAAGUUUACUGAAGAAUUUAAGUCAAGAUGAGUUUGAAGUUAUAUCCAGGGCUCAGUUUACUUUCUUCAAUAAAAAUGGUCUUUUUCAGGAUGCAGAAAAUCCUGCCAAUUUGACCAGUUUUGUGGUGGCAUGCAGUAUUGGAAACAUAACCAUUCAGGAUCUCCAGGAUUAUGUGAAGAUUACAAUUAAGCAUACCAAAAUUCAGGAAGAUCCUAAGCCUACCUGUGUCUUUUGGGAUAUGCACAAAAAUGGUGGCAAUGGUGGCUGGAACCCUGUGGGCUGCCAAGUGGAUGCAGAGUCCAAUGAAAAUGAGACAAUUUGCUUAUGCAACCACCUCACACACUUUGGGGUUCUAAUGGACCUUCAGAGAACCGUUACACAAAUAGACCCACAGAAUACCAAGGUCCUCACCUUUAUCACUUACAUAGGCUGUGGGAUAUCUGCUAUAUUUUCAGCUGCAACUCUUCUGACAUAUAUUGCAUUUGAGAAGUUGCGAAGAGAUUAUCCAUCCAAAAUCCUGAUGAAUUUGAGCACAGCCCUGCUCUUUCUUAACCUGAUCUUCUUGCUUGAUGGUUGGAUUGCAUCAUUUGACAUAGAUGGCCUCUGCAUAGCUGUAGCUGCAAUUCUGCAUUUUUUUCUUCUGGCCACCUUUACGUGGAUGGGACUAGAAGCUGUUCAUAUGUACAUUGCUCUAGUGAAAGUGUUCAACACAUAUAUACGACGAUACAUACUGAAGUUUUGCAUCAUUGGCUGGGGUUUGCCAGCUUUGGUGAUAGCAAUUGUUUUUGCAAGUGCUAAUACAAAUGCAAGUCAUAUUUAUGGCAAAGAGUUAUACGGCAAAUAUGCUAAUGGACAAGGAGGAGACGACUUCUGCUGGAUCAAGAAUGAAGUUGUCUUUUAUGUGACUUGUGCCGGCUACUUUGGAAUCAUGUUUCUGAUGAAUGUUGCCAUGUUUAUUGUGGUGAUGGUGCAAAUUUGUGGAAGGAAUGGAAAAAGAACUAAUAGGAGCCUAAAGGAAGAGAUCCUGAGGAACCUCCGUAGCGUGGUCAGCCUGACCUUCCUCUUGGGCAUGACGUGGGGCUUUGCCUUUUUUGCCUGGGGUCCCUUAACUCUUCCCUUUCUGUAUCUCUUCUCAAUUUUCAAUUCAUUGCAAGGUUUGUUUAUAUUUGUAUUUCAUUGUGCUAUGAAAGAAAAUGUGCAAAAGCAAUGGAGGAGACAUCUCUGUUGUGGUAGAUUCCGACUGGCAGACAAUUCAGAUUGGAGCAAAACAGCAACCAAUAUUAUAAAGAAGAGUUCUGAUAAUCUUGGGAAAUCCCUAUCCUCUAGUUCCAUUGGCUCCAAUUCAACCUACUUAACAUCCAAAUCAAAAUCUACAACAAAUACAUAUUGCAAACGAAACAGCCAUACAGAUAAUGUUUUUCUUGACAAGCCCUCUUCGAAAUUUGCUCAAGAGGAUGGAGAACAGACAUCAAUCAUUCCUGUCCACCAAGUUAUUGACAAAGUCAAGGGAUACUGCAAUCCUCACUCCGACAACUUCUAUAAAAAUAUCAUUAUGUCUGACACAUUUAGUCACAGCACAAAGUUCUAACUGGACUUCUGAAUUUUUUAAACCAAAUGAAG